GUGAGAGCCGAGGCCAGGCCCCGGAGCCAGCUCCGGGCUUCCCCGGCUGCCUGAGCCUCCGUUACCAUGAGCGCGCGCUCUCCGCGCCCAGGACAGCAGGCAAGGCAGGUCCCGCGGGCGGAGCCCCGCGUCGCCGCUACCCACUUCUGCGCUCUCGGCCGCGGUGCUUCUUCUGCCGGGUUCGCGCGCGAUCCCUCGCCGGCUGCCCGGCUCUUUUCUUUCACCUGCUGCUCCCAAGUCCGGAGACCCGAAGCUGCUGCUGCUACUGCUGCUGCUACGGCGGCAAAAAUUUGUAAUUGGAGCCCUAAAGUGAUGUGAAGUAAGCUGGUGAUCAAGAUGACUCUUCUCCCAGGAGAAAAUUCAGACUAUGACUACAGUGCCCUCAGCUGUGCUUCAGAUGCCUCCUUCAACCACCCUUUCUUUGCCGAAAGAGAAACCCUGAAAGGGGUCUUCUACCAAAGAGCCAAGUGUCUUCACCCUGGCAAGGACCUCUAUGAAAGUGUCCGCCCAGAAGAAAGGAAACACCAUAUCAUCAUCAACGUGGGUGGCUUUAAAUACUUGCUCCCCUGGACCACCCUUGAUGAGUUCCCCAUGACUCGCUUGGGACAGCUGAAAUUCUGCAACAAUUUUGACGACAUCCUCAACAUUUGCGACGAUUACGAUGUGACUUGCAAUGAGUUCUUCUUUGAUCGCAACCCAGGAGCAUUUAGGACCAUCUUGACUUUUCUGCGGGCAGGGAAGCUCCGGCUCUUGAGGGAGAUGUGCGCCCUCUCUUUCCAAGAAGAGCUGCUUUACUGGGGCAUUGAGGAGGACAGCCUGGAGUGGUGCUGCAAGAGGCGAUACCUCCAGAAGAUGGAGGAAUUUGCAGAAAUGAACGAAACGGAGGACGAUUUUGUGGACUGCGAAAACCCCUCUGAGGCAACAGCAGCAGAGGCAAAAGGCAGCCAGUGCAUGAAAAAGUUGCAGGACAUGGUGGAGAAGCCUCAGUCAGGGAUCCCUGGGAAAGUGUUUGCCUAUUUAUCCGUCCUCUUUGUGACAAUCACAGCAGUUAAUCUGUCUAUCAGCACCAUGCCUGGGUUACGAGAAGAAGAGGAACGAGGCGAGUGUUCUGAGAUGUGCUACAACAUUUUCAUUGUGGAAUCAGUUUGCGUCGGAUGGUUUUCCUUGGAGUUCCUCUUGAGAUUCAUCCAGGCACCAAGCAAAUUUAUGUUUCUGCGGCACCCUCUGACAUUAAUUGAUAUAAUUGCCAUCCUGCCCUAUUAUAUCACUUUACUACUAGACAGUGCUUCAGUGAGUAGUAACAAAAAGCCAAGCUCUGGCAACAUCUACCUGGACAAGGUAGGCCUAGUGCUCCGUAUACUUCGUGCCUUGAGGAUUCUCUACGUCAUGCGGCUUGCCAGGCAUUCACUAGGUCUGCAGACUCUGGGACUCACGGCUCGAAGGUGCACACGUGAAUUUGGACUGUUGCUGCUGUUCCUUUGUGUAGCCAUUGCACUUUUUGCUCCCCUCUUGUAUGUGAUUGAAAACGAGAUGGCAGACUCUCAGGAGUUCACCAGUAUCCCUGCUUGCUAUUGGUGGGCAGUCAUCACUAUGACAACAGUGGGCUAUGGCGAUAUGGUACCCAGAAGCAUCCCAGGCCAGGUGGUGGCUCUGAGCAGCAUCUUGAGUGGCAUCCUUCUCAUGGCCUUUCCUGUCACUUCCAUCUUCCACACAUUUUCACGUUCAUACAUUGAGCUAAAGCAAGAGCAAGAGAGAAUUAUGUACAGGAGGGCACAGUUCUUAAUGAAAACUAAAUCCCAGUUAAGCAACGCCUCACAAGGGAGCGAAGUAUUUCCGAAUAUGUCUUCAGAGACCAGAGGCAAUGUCUGAUAACGGAAGUUUCUACGUCUGCCUGUUGCUGGGAAGCAGGGAUAGCUUUCCUCUUGGCAUUUGUGUCUGGAGGCACUUGGGAAACCUAUUGCACAAAUAACGUGCAAAGGGCUUAUAGCCAUGAUGACAGUGAGAACUUUUAUCCAUUAUGCAUAUUCACACUUAUUAGGACUUGAAAUAAUAUUACAGCUUUUGGGCAGACUCCACGUAAGAGGAGGGACUUCUUCAUAAGAUUUCAAAGCCAUUUGAAAGGGAAAAGAAAAUGAGUAUUGUUGGCCAGAUGAAGAAGAAUGUAGAGUUACAUGCAGGCUGCAAAAUAUUCCAUUUGUAAUAUACAAAAUGAGCCAUUUCCCUAGAAAAACGACGGUGAAUGUAACAGUUUGGUCAUUUGGUUAAUUGAGUUUUGUUGUUCAUUUCUGUCAAGAUACGUAAACUUCAAGCUUUCAGAGGUCCAAAUGAAUUCCUUGGGUGUAUAACGCCAUCAUUUGUAGUGGAGUGGAACAGUUUGUGUUGCACUCACAGAGAAAGUAACUUUUUGUUUUUUAAAAAAAGUAAAUCGUUGGUGUUUGCUCCAGAGUGCAGCGAGAUCUCUCCCAUCUCAUUCUCUCUUUCAGUUGCUGACAUCCUUCCCUUCCUAGGCAGAACCCAUUAAACAGAUACAGAUCAUGAGAAUAAAUCAUUUUACUGUGUUUCUCUUUUUUUUUUCCCAGGCAUUAUUUAAAUAAGAGCAGAAAGCUGCUUGUUCCUAAGCAGCCACAUGAUUAUUUGCAGCCUGUUUUUUUUUAAUGGGAGACUUUUCUCUUUCCUUCAAGAAGGGGGAAAAAUGUUUCAUGGAGAGUUUGUAUAACCAACUUAUGAGUUCCAUCAUGUCUGCCACUGGAACUUAGUUUUUUAUUGGCACAAUUUCCUCUUGGAUUGGUUGGAACUGGGGGCCUUUAAACCUUUCAGUGCCCUUCAUGCUCAUCAGCCUAUGAAUGAGUGUACUGUAGUUUCUCAUUCACUGCCUCUUGGAUACUGGAGUAGCCAGAUAUGAUUUCCUGCUGUCCCCUCUAGUGCAGGGGUCUCCAAC
This is a messenger RNA of Ahaetulla prasina, 2938 nucleotides long. RefSeq names its product potassium voltage-gated channel modifier subfamily G member 1 (gene KCNG1). Gene Ontology annotation, cellular component: voltage-gated potassium channel complex; membrane. Gene Ontology annotation, biological process: regulation of delayed rectifier potassium channel activity; potassium ion transmembrane transport; protein homooligomerization. Bases 337 to 1869 code for a protein of 510 amino acids. The record is from RefSeq and is a predicted model, not a curated record. Gene Ontology annotation, molecular function: protein binding; delayed rectifier potassium channel activity. The transcript is spliced from 3 exons. Lineage: Eukaryota; Metazoa; Chordata; Lepidosauria; Squamata; Colubridae.